AUGAGUGCCACCAAGGCGGAGUCUCAAAAAAUAUUUGAGAAGCUCAAACUAAAGCCCGCAAACAAGAUCUGUUUUGAUUGCGGCUCCAAAAAUCCUACAUGGUCGUCGGUGCCUUUCGGUAUCUACCUGUGUCUCGACUGCUCGGCCCACCACCGUAACCUGGGUGUCCACAUUUCCUUCGUUCGUUCCACAAACCUCGACCAAUGGCAAUGGGAGCAACUUCGGCUUAUGAAGGUUGGUGGAAAUGAGUCUGCCACCAAGUAUUUCCAGUCGCAUGGAGGUUCCGCCGCCCUGGCUAGCAAGGACACUAAGGUCAAGUAUACUUGCAAUGCUGCCGUGAAGUACAAGGAAGAAUUGAAGAGGCGGGCUGCGCAGGACGCCGAGCAAUACCCCGAAGAGGUCGUGAUUACGGACGUUCCCGCUGGCACCCCGUCCAACGGCUCCAGCACGCCUGCCGGCGAUGCUGACGAUGACUUCUUCUCUUCCUGGGAUAAGCCCUCGAUCAAGCGCCCAAGCAACCCUCCCUCACGCACAGGAACCCCCCCGGUGGUUAGCCGCACUGCGUCUCCAUUCUUGAAUGCAGGUGCAAAUGGCUCGCGCUCCAAGUCUCCCCUUUCCGCCUCCGACAAGGAAAGCUCUCCUGCCCCCGCUGCUAUCAGGGCUAGCACGACUGUCCGGAAGACUACGACGGCUAGUUCCGCAAAGAAGGGCAGUGUGUUGGGCGCCAAGAAGGCACCCAAGUUGGGGGCUAAGAAGAUCGGCGCAGCUGAGGCCAUCGACUUCGAUGAAGCAGAAAGGAAGGCCAAGGAAGAAGCCGAGCGCAUUGAGAAGCUUGGAUAUGACCCUGAGGCUGAACAGGCCGAGGCCGAGGCCAAGGCUAAGAGUACGACUACGGGAGCUACGCCUAUUGCCGCCCCCACGCCAAUCAGCCCCAGCGCCGCCAGAAAGUCCCACGAGCGUAACUCUAGCGAUGUAGAGCGUCUGGGAAUGGGCAUCGGACGUCUAGGAUUUGGCCAGACUGCUGGUUCGAAACCUGCCGCUCCGAAGAAGCUGGGCUUUGGCUCGGUCGCUCCUGCUCGGUCAGCUGCUGAUGAGGAGGAACUUAGCCAGACCAAGUCCAGGUUUGGUGCCCAGAAGGGUAUCUCGUCUGAUGAGUUCUUCGGCCGUGAAAGAUUCGAUCCCUCAGCCCAGGCCGAGGCUAAGGAGCGUCUCCGCCAAUUCGAUGGCGCCACCUCUAUUUCCAGCAACUCUUACUUUGGCCGACCUGAAGAUGAUCUCCCCGCUGGCGAUGAUGGAUACGGAGACCUGGAAACUGCGGCCAAGGACUUUGUUCGUCGUUUUGGCAUGACAGCAGGAGACGAUCUCGAGAACCUUACACAACUCGUCGGAGACAGUGCCGUCAAACUGCAAGGCGCCAUACGUAACUACAUGAACAGCUAAACUGAUGCACCCAACCUAUCAAUACCGCGGCAACCUUUUUAAAUUUCCACCUUCGGACACCGUUACUUUGCCAUGAUUAGCCAGUUCAUUGCCUAUCACUUUGGCGGCGUUCUUAUCCCUAUCCCUUUAGAAAGAUAUCCUCGCGAACACAACCUCGGCCCAAUUUCAAUCCUGCCGACUGCGAGUACUCUGGCCGGGAAAGCGUUCGGCUUUCUACAGGCCGAGUUACGGAGCGGGGAGGUCGGCUUCUCUCUUGUUAAUUGCUUGUGAUUCUGAGUUAUUCGAACAUCUUUUAAAUUGGCAUCUUCAUUGAAUAUCAUCUUUGAUUUGCUAUGGUUACUGUAUAUCCUCUUUUUUGUUUCUUAGGUAGUGCUAGG
Molecule: messenger RNA, 1817 nt
Organism: Aspergillus nomiae NRRL 13137
Lineage: Eukaryota; Fungi; Ascomycota; Eurotiomycetes; Eurotiales; Aspergillaceae
Product: ADP-ribosylation factor GTPase-activating protein
Exons: 6
Coding region: 1-1440 (479 amino acids)
Biological process (GO): COPI coating of Golgi vesicle
Molecular function (GO): GTPase activator activity
Source: RefSeq, a predicted model, not a curated record